Molecule: messenger RNA, 3459 nt
Organism: Topomyia yanbarensis
Lineage: Eukaryota; Metazoa; Arthropoda; Insecta; Diptera; Culicidae
Product: fibrillin-2-like
Exons: 7
Coding region: 1-3438 (1145 amino acids)
Source: RefSeq, a predicted model, not a curated record
AUGUGGAGUGUUCUGCGGAUCGUAACGGUUGUACUUCUGAUGCUGAUGAUGAAUGGAUACCGGGCGCUGGGGAAGUUUUGUUUCGAAAGUGAAAAAAUUCCCAAACUAGUGCAAAACAAAACGAAGGGAGUGGAGUACGGCGUGUGUAACUACUAUUGCAUGUUUUCGGAACAUAGUUUUCCGGUAUCGGUGCCAACCGAGAAGCUGACGUGUUCUUUAGAGUAUGAAUAUCGUCAAAAACAAGUUUGCUGCGAGGGAUAUCAUCACUACGAGGGUGAUUGUUUGCCAUCCUGCAAACACAAGUGUGUUUUUGGAGAGUGUACUGCACCGGAAACUUGCAGUUGUUACUCCGGUUAUCAAAAAGUAGAUGAUUUUCGCUGCGAACCGAUAUGUGAUAUGCCAUGCCACAAUGGUCGUUGUGUGGCGCCAAAUUCUUGUCUGUGCGAUGAUGGGUUUGAGAAAAAUGAGUACGGAAUUUGUGUCGAGCAGUGUGAAAAGCUUUGUCAGUUUGGAUGGUGUGUGGAGAAUCAGUGUCAUUGUUACGAAGGAUAUGUACUAGAUGCAGGAAAUGACGAUCGCUGCGUGCCCCAGUGUGAUCCAAAAUGUCGGAAUGGUACAUGUGUCCUACCGAACGUGUGUCAAUGUGCGGCAGGUUAUACCCUAUCGGCAACAGAACAAUUCACGUGCCAGCCCGUCUGUAGUGGAUCAUGCCAAAAUUGUGUUGCUCCAGAAACCUGCUUGUGCGAGGAAGGUUAUCAGCUCAACAAUUUGAAUCAAUGUGUCCCACAAUGCGAACGUGUCAACUGUACCAACGGAAGUUGUAUCGGCCCGGAGGUUUGUCAGUGCAACGAAGGCUACAUUGAUUCUGAGACAGGCUGCGUACCGCUGUGCGAAGCUGGAUGCAUGAAUGGGAAUUGUGUUGCUCCGGGAGUUUGUGUAUGUGACGAUUUGUACCGGAAAGGAGUCUACGACACGUGCGAACCAUAUUGCCCCGCUGGAUGCCCUAAUGGAUACUGUUCCGCUCCGGGAUUUUGUCAGUGUAAGGUGGGAUACGCAUUGAACCAACAGAGUGGAUACUGCGAACCAGUCUGUCCAAGGCCUUGCGAGAAUGCAGUGUGUACUGGGCCACAUCAAUGUACGUGCAACGAAGGAUACCUACUAGAUCGGAAAGAUGGCUUCAAAUGUGUACCCAAGUGUAGUAAACCUUGCGUUCAUGGGAAGUGCGUUGCACCUGACGUUUGCGAGUGUAACAAAGGUUACAUGAAGGUGGAUAACAGUCAAAACGUAUGCGAAGCCAAAUGUACGAAUGGAUGUUCUAAUGGCAAAUGUGUUGGACCGGAGCGUUGCGAAUGCCUUCCUGGCUAUUUCGCGACUAUCAGUGCUAUCAACUCGAAAAAAUCAGUCUGUACGCCUUACUGCAAGAACAAGUGUAUUAACGCUUAUUGCAUCAAACCGAAUGUGUGCCAGUGCAUUUCGGGUUAUCGGUUCGCUGAUAACAGCAACAGUGUCUGCGAGCCGAUUUGUGACGAAAGCUGGGUGGACUGUAGCAAUGGUCGUUGUGCUCAGCCGAACAUCUGCGAGUGUGACGAAGGCUACGCAUUAGCGAUUCGGGACGGCAAAAUGGUUUGUGAGCCGAAACCUUGCGAAAGAGUUUGUGUGAAUGGUGUCUGCGUGGGGAAUGGUUCAUGUGUUUGCUCGGAGGGGUACAGGCAGUCGACAAAGUAUGACUACAUCUGUGAACCGGAUUGUAAUGACAGUUGCAUCAAUGGAGUCUGCAUUGCACCGAAUAUGUGCGUUUGUAGAGAAGGUUUUGCUACCGGCAUAGAUGGUGUUUGCGAACCGGUUUGUGAUGCGACAGUGGUUAAUUGUUCUAAUGGAGUUUGUCUGGGGAACAAUCAAUGUCAAUGCUUGGAUGGAUAUCAUUAUAAAAAAGAUCCUACGGGAGUUAUCGAGUGUUUACCUCUUUGUGUGUCAAACUGUGCUAAUGGAAAUUGCGUCGCUCCUGGAAGGUGUGAAUGCGAUGAAGGCUACAGAUUCAAUGGGCUCUUGGAAGUAUGCGAACCAAUUUGUGACCCUCAAUGUGAACACGGAGACUGCAUAGAACCAAAUGUUUGUCUUUGUCACGAUGGUUUUGUUCCUGCUGUGAACCACAUAUGCGUACCUCAUUGUGAUCCCCAUGUUGUAGACUGUGCCAAUGGAAUUUGUGGCGGUCACAAUUUUUGCCGAUGCAACGAGGGCUUCUUCACCAAUUACAUGGAUAAUGGGAUACAAACAUGUCUACCAGUUCCGGUGACAUCGGUUCUUGAGUGCCAGUUACCAGCAUCAAAUUGUAAUUGUUCCAGUGUAUCUCCAUGCCCAGUGGGCAACUAUUCUACGAUAGUAUCGAUAAACGAACCUUCAGCAACUUCAAUUCGUCCAUGUCCCGAAGCUGUGUGUCCGACGGUACCAGCAUGUGAAUGCCCUACACAAGCACCCUGUCAUCAGUUACCAUGUCCUUCGACUACCACUCCACCACAGUGCACACCAGAGCUUCCUCGUAGCGAGGCAAGCGAAUAUUUCCACUGCGAUGAAAACUACGUGGACUGUAGUCAAGGGACCUGUCUGGGAAAUAAUAUCUGCGAAUGUGAUACCGGUUAUCGAAAAGCCGUUGAUGAACAAGAUGUAGUCUAUUGCGAGCCAGUGUGUGAGAUCCCCUGUACAAAUGGAAUGUGUGUUGGACCAAACCUGUGUGAGUGUUUUGCAGGCUACAUUGAUGACGGAUUCGGUUCCUGUCAUCCGAAUUGUCUGGAACCCUGCGUUAAUGGAGAGUGCGUAGCACCAAAUACCUGUCGAUGUUUGGCUGGAUACGAGGAGGAAUGGGAUGGAGUGUGUCGGAAAGCUUGUUUGCCUAGAUGUAUCGAUGGCAUUUGUGUUGAUGGAAAAUGUGUUUGCGAGGAGGGGUGGGAGCUAAGUUCUAAUAAUGUCUGCAGUGAGAUGAAGGAAAAUGAGCUUGUGGUGGAGGAUAUUGGUGAGGUGGUGGGGGUGGUUCAAAGCAGAUUCAGUAAUAAUUGUGAGGAAGGGUUCGAGUAUUCAGAUGAGAGCGGGGAAUGUUUGCCUGUUUGUAAGGGCUGUAGAAAUGGAGACUGCAUUGCCCCUGACGAGUGUGAAUGUCGCCAAGGCUUCAUUCGCAUGUUUAUGGAUGGGGUAGGAUCUUGUCAGCCAGAUGAAUCAGUUGAGGAAUUUACGAACGAAGCUGAAUUAGAAGAACUGGAAGGUCCUAAAGAAGUCAAUGUGCACUCCAGCGCUAAAUUUGAUCUCUUCUCAAUUUUUAAUCGAUCACAUCUGAUAAUUGGUCUGUUGGCAUCAUCAAUUGCUUUAGUUAUAAUGCUGACUUCUUAUUGGACAUGCACGUACCUGAAAAAAGAAAUCUCCUUUCCCACCGAAACUAUGAUUAAUUAGCAAAAAAAAUCUUUUCCACUU